Messenger RNA from Heterocephalus glaber (naked mole-rat), 2625 nucleotides. It is a transcript of the gene Endov, whose product is annotated as endonuclease V. Gene Ontology annotation, molecular function: single-stranded RNA binding; RNA endonuclease activity producing 5'-phosphomonoesters, hydrolytic mechanism. Gene Ontology annotation, cellular component: nucleolus; cytoplasm. Gene Ontology annotation, biological process: DNA repair. Lineage: Eukaryota; Metazoa; Chordata; Mammalia; Rodentia; Bathyergidae. The record is from RefSeq and is a predicted model, not a curated record.
GUAAGAUCCAGCCUGUGCGUCCAGGGAGCAGUUCCGUCCUCCAUGGCCAUUGAACUGCCACGGAGGACCGCGUCAACAGCAGGACUCGGAAGGUGCUUGGAGAGUUCGCUGCUGGGCUGUCGAAGCCCCUGAGAGCAUCCUGCAGCACAGCGCAAGAGCUGAAGCUGGAACAAGAGACACACGAGGCGCAACUCGGGGGACCCGGCGGCCAGGGGCUCCAGCUGACCGCUGCGAACGCGGCGGCCAAGCCACCCCGAGUACGAGAGGAUCGUGCGUCCGCCACUCGAGGGUGUUUGAUCCUCUAGGGCCUCCGGCUAGUCCACGAGUAUCCGCGGUCGGGGAACCCAGGUCGCUGCAAAGCGACCCCCCAGCGGCCAAGGGCAGGGACUACAAUGCAACGACGGCGCGCGCGCGGGGGGGGGCAGGUUCUGGCGCUCCGGAAAUGACGUUCAGAAGCGCGCCGAGGAUGAGUCAUGGCUCAGAAGGCCGCGGUACAACCGUCUGAGGAAACUUUGUCGCUCUGGAAACGGGAGCAAGCCCGGCUGAAAGCCCUGCUGGUAGACCGAGACACGGAGGCGUGGCAGCGGGACCCCGCCUUCUCGGGUCUGCGGAGGGUUGGGGGCGUUGACGUGUCCUUCGUGAAGGGGGACUGUGUCAGCGCCUGUGCUUCCCUGGUGGUGCUCAGCUACCCUGAGCUCGAGGUGGUGUAUGAGGAGAGCCGCAUGAUCAGCCUGACGGCCCCCUACAUAUCAGGCUUCCUGGCCUUCCGAGAGGUGCCCUUCCUGGUAGAUGCGGUGCGGCAGCUGCAAGAGAAGGAGCCAAGCCUCAUGCCCCAGGUCCUUCUUGUGGAUGGAAACGGGGUGCUCCACCACCGAGGCUUCGGGGUGGCCUGCCACCUUGGCAUCCUCACAGAGCUGCCCUGCAUCGGGGUGGCCAAGAAACUCCUACAGGUGGACGGACUGGAGAACAGCGCUGCGCACAAGGAGAAGAUUCGGCUCCUGCGGGCUGGAGGAGAUGUGUUUCCUCUGACAGGCAGCUCUGGGACUGUCCUGGGAAUGGCCCUGAAGAGCCACGAUCACAGCACCAAGCCCCUGUACGUCUCCGUGGGCCACAAGAUAAGCCUGGAGGCAGCUGUGCGCCUGACCCGUUGCUGCUGCAGGUUCCGGGUCCCGGAGCCCGUGCGCCAGGCUGACAUCCGCUCUCGCGAGUACAUUCGCAGGACUCUGGGACACUCUGGGCCACCUGUACCAGGGCAGGAGAGGAGCCAGAAGGGACCGAGGCCAAAGGCACACCCCAAAGGAGGCUCGGCAGGGCUGGCAGGAGAGGGCAGGCACCCUGAGGACCUCAGCAGAGGCCCUGGGGCAGACCCGGAAGCCACACAGCUGGGCUGCUGGGAGCAGCAGGGCAGGGCCUGGCAGUCGCCGGGACCUGGGCACCAUGAAGACUCCAACUGUAGGCCUUCUACUCCAGCCUCAGGAUGGUAGCCAGCCCCAGGAAUGGUCCCAAGGGAUGUGUGUGUGUCUGUGUGUGUGUGUGUGUGUGUCUAUAUAUAUGAGACUGAGCUGCCAGGCCUCCCACCCAAGCCCAUCUGAGGUGGAGUGCUCUGGCUCUUGCUCAGAACCUGUUUUCUCAGAGGAAGCCCUCUGCCCACCUCCCUGGGGUGUACCCAGGAGAGGGAGCAGCAGAUGCCCCAGUGGUGGGGUCCUGGAGCACAGCCCAGCCUACACAAACACACGCCUGGGGCUCCCUGCAUCCCCACUGAAGCCAGGGCUGGAGGGCUCACAGCUGGCCCCACCAGCUGCCCUCCUAACUGCUUCCAGACUUUUCCCUCUCAGAGCUCCAGAGGACCAGGGCUUGGCAUUGGAAGUGCAGGGCUAAGGCGGAGAAAGGCUGGCUGGGAUCCAGCUGUCUCUCACUGGGGCUUUGGGUGAAAUGCCUGUCAGGUGGCGAUAAUGCCUGUCCUCCCUCCCUGGGGCUGGGGAGGUCCCAAGAGGUGACAUACAUAAGGGGCUUAGCACAGCGACUGGCACACGGUGGUCCCUUGAUGAAGGGAAGCCAUUAGUCUAGAAAAGUGGGACUCAGAGAGACCUGGGCUGAUGGCCAUGCUAACUGGGAUGAGAAGAAACCAGGUCAGAGUUCUCUCCCACCACCCAACUACAGGUUGGGGGCAUGCCUGGCUGCACUCCGUUUAGGGCUGGACAGGCAAGACCGGCCAACCUGGGGUGGGGUCCUGCUCUCCCCUUCUGUCCCCCCAGUUCCAGCAGGAGAGCUCGGUAGUGGUGGCCCCACACUGCUCAGCACACUGUAGACCCCAUGAACAGAGGGGCAGCUUCAAGUGUGAGACAGGCAGAGAAGGCCGUGCCCCUCCUGUGGGGACGGGAUCUUCACACUGUGGCCACAGCCAGCAGCUGCAAGAGGUCCGCCCAGCCCGCUCACUCCCACAGUGAGGAGCAGGCCGGAGCCUCGAGGGAGGCUUGUGGAUAAACCUUUUGUUUUGCGGUGCUGGGGAUGGAACCCAAUGCCUGUGCACACCAGGCACGCACUCUGCCACUGAGUCACCUCUCCUGCCCUGCAGACAACUUUUAUGUGGAUAAUUUUUGAGAUUAAAUUCACCAUUUCAUUUGU